AUGCCGGGAGAAAUCCUCCGAAGAACAUCCUGCUGGUAUUUUGGUGACUUUGUGUGUUUACUUUAUAAUUAUCUUUCAAGCAUCAUUCCCGCAUCCUCAAUAGGUGACAUGGUGCUCAUAUCAGUUGACCGUUAUGUGGCUAUUUGUGACCCUCUGCACUACACCACUAGAAUCACUGUCAACAGAGUUAAACUCUGUGUUUAUCUGUGUUGGCUCUAUUCUGUUUCCUACUGCUUUCUCUUUGUGAAGGAUGACCUGACUCAACCGGGGAGAUCAGAGCUGAAAGCAGCCAGGACUCUUGGUGUUCUUGUAGUUGUGUUUCUAAUGUGUUUCUGCCCAUAUUACUCUGUCUCUCUUGCAAGUGACAGCUUGGUCAAUGCUUCAUCUGCAUCCUAUGUUCUCUUUGUGUUCUAUUGUAACUCUUGUCUAAACCCUAUUAUAUAUGCCUUGUUUUACCCCUGGUUUAGAAAAUCACUUAAACUCAUUGUAACUCUUCAGAUACUGCAGCCUGGCUCCUGUGAGACCAACAUACUGUAG
This is a messenger RNA of Perca flavescens (yellow perch), 537 nucleotides long. RefSeq names its product trace amine-associated receptor 9-like. The transcript is spliced from 2 exons. NCBI's taxonomy places the organism in Eukaryota, Metazoa, Chordata, Actinopteri, Perciformes, Percidae. The record is from RefSeq and is a predicted model, not a curated record. Gene Ontology annotation, molecular function: trace-amine receptor activity. Gene Ontology annotation, cellular component: membrane. Bases 1 to 537 code for a protein of 178 amino acids. Gene Ontology annotation, biological process: G protein-coupled receptor signaling pathway.